GAUGAAGGCUAAGGUGGUGGAGAGUUCUUUCUUGUGUCCCUCAUUAACACAUCACUUGGAUUGAGAUAAAGACUCUUCAACCAAAGGCCACUCAUGCACAUGCACUUCUAGUGAACCAUGAGAGUAUAAAUCCAAGUGUGGGCAAAGAGAGCUUGUUUUCAAAGUAAAACCAUGGCCAAGGGUUCAAGAAGACUACUUCUAGGGUUUCUCUUUGUUUCAUUUCUCUAUGCUUCCGUGCUUCGGUGUAACGUCUCCCCCAUUCGUUUAUGGAAGUUGCCGAUAUUACAUUGGCCAAGUAAUUUGGGCUUUAGAAGCAAUAUCAUAGGAGGAAAAGAAAGAGCGGAGUAUUUCAAUUUUCUUUUGCGCAAAUUGGUAAGAGGGCAUGCAAAGAAUGAGCUUAAACAAAACCACAUAACCUACAUAUCAGAUCAAGAAUCAAACCUAUGCAUCACAUCAAACCCAAUUAGAAUCACAACAACGCCCUCCCCAACCAUCUACACAACUAACCCUAACCAACAAAACACCACCCAAUUUACUCUACGUCCAUACCCAAGAAAAACAGAUGCCCUAGCCAUGCAACGUACAACACCAAUCACCAUCCUCACAAACCCUAAAACCCCUCUCCCUCCCUGCACCACCACCUACACCUCCCCUGCCAUCAUUUUCUCCACCGGUGGCUUCGCCGGAAACUUCUUCCACGACAUCAAUGACGUCCUCAUCCCCCUCUUCCUCACCGCCGGCCAUCUUCGAACAAAUGUCCUUCUAAUCUUCGACUACCAGCCAUGGUGGGCUAUCAAGUAUCGCCGUCUUCUCGCCUCCCUUUCGUCGGAGAUCAUCAUCACUUCAUCUUCUACUGACGUGCAUUGCUUUCCGGCAGCUGUAAUUGGACUCAAGUACCAUGGAAACCUUGCAUGUAAUUCCUCUGAUGUUCCCGGAGGUGUUACUAUAAAAGAUUUCAUUUUUUUUCUACGUAGUUCUCUUGAGUUGAAACCAAAGAGAAUGCAUGUUGGACAAGAACCAGUUAUGGUCAUUCUUUCACGUAGGAAAUCAAGAAUGUUAGUCAAUGAGGCUGAUGUGGUUGAGUUAGCCAAGAAGAUUGGGUUCCAAGUUGAGUUAGCCACAACUGAAAUGAUGUCAAAAGUGGAUGAGUUUGCUGAGUUGGUGAACUCUUGCAGUGUUUUGAUGGGUGUUCAUGGUGCAGGACUAACCAACAUGGUCUUCUUACAACCAGGUUCAGUAUUAUUGCAGGUGGUGCCAUGGGGAUUAGAUUGGGCUUCUAAGGCAUAUUAUGGAAGACCAGCACAAGAGAUGGGAUUGAAGUAUGUGGAGUAUCAUAUAGCAGUAGAAGAGAGCACAUUAUAUGAAGAGUACCCAAAAAACCACCCGGUUUUAACUGAUCCUUGGUCUAUUAAUCUCAAAGGUUAUAAUAUUAGUAGGCCAGUUUACACUGAUGGGCAAAAUGUUAAGCUUGAUUUGGUUAAGUUCAGUGAAGUGCUUUCACAUGCCAAGCAACUUGUUGUAAGCUCAUCCUAGAGUUGAGAUAUAUAGAAGGAUAUGAUGCAAAUUUGUAUAGAAAUUGGAGGAAGUUUAUUGGUGGUUUUUA
This is a messenger RNA of Dioscorea cayenensis subsp. rotundata (Guinea yam), 1603 nucleotides long. Its product is annotated as alpha-1,3-arabinosyltransferase XAT3-like. The record is from RefSeq and is a predicted model, not a curated record. The transcript is spliced from 4 exons. Gene Ontology annotation, molecular function: glycosyltransferase activity. NCBI's taxonomy places the organism in Eukaryota, Viridiplantae, Streptophyta, Magnoliopsida, Dioscoreales, Dioscoreaceae. Bases 172 to 1533 code for a protein of 453 amino acids.